AUGUUACAGUCCUCGGUUAUUCCUUCUACGCACGCCGAUCUAAUCACCGACACGGUCUAUGACUACUAUGGCGUGAAACUUGCAACUGGAGGAAUUGACCAAAAAAUUAAGAUAUGGAAACUAAAUGAACUCACUGGGGUCUGGUCCAUGGUGGAUGAAUGGAAAGCCCACGACGCACCUGUGGCAAAAAUUGCAUGGGCUCAUCCGGAAUACGGCACACUGUUAGCAUCGUGCUCUUAUGACCGUACCGUCAAGAUUUGGGAGGAUGCGCGAGGAAUUCCAGACGCGUCGGGUCCUUCCAAGUUUCAACUCAAAGCAACGCUUACGGAAGCACGAGGGACCGUGCGUGCUGUGGAUUUCGCUCCUGCUGCUUUCGGCCUGAAAUUGGUUACGAUUGCAUCGGAUAACAUUGUACGAAUUUACGAGUGUCAUGAGACCUAUCAUCUCAAUCCUUGGCUCCUGGUCGAGGAAUUCGACGCUGCUGCUAUUGCUGUGACCCCAGUCUCCGGCGAGUCGCCUAGCGGUGCAACGCCCACACAGACGAAUACUGCUCUUUCAGACACACCUCCCACCGCUCCCAGCGGAAUUUCUCUGCAACGUUCUGGGGCCGCUGCGGCGUCUAAUCCUCCGAAUAAACCUGUUGGUGUCAAAGAGGCUGAUGGUGCUUGGUGUGUCCAAUGGCUCAAGGAUAAAUUUAGUGGCGAAAUCAUUGCUGUGUCUUGCGGAACGCAGGCUGUGGUCAAGAUUAUUGCAUUGCAACCGGGCAAACCGCCACAAGUCUUGCUCACCAUUCCACAGUAUCCCAUAAACGUCCCUACUACUGGUGCCCCCUCCCUUCUCGGCGCCGUAACGCCUACUUCGACCUCACCUUCGCUUCUCCCAACAUUGCCCCAAUCUCACACGACCCCGUCACACCCCGGCCACGCGAUCACCACCCUUUCCUGGGCACCGCCGUGUGGGCGCUCAUACCAGUUACUUGCUACUGGUUCGCGCGACCACAAGGUGCGGAUAUUCAAACUCUGGCAUGGCGAACGAGACGCGUUUGGAGAGGACGGAUUCGGUGAUGGUACUAGCGCACGGGCCGACCAGAGCUGGAGUUUUAGCCGAUUAGGGGAAUUCGAUGAUCACAAGGCCACGGUGGGACGUGUCGAGUGGAAUAUCACUGGAACAAUACUGUCGUCUGCGGGAGAUGAUGGAAAAAUUCGUCUAUGGAAGGCGACGUUUAACAACGUAUGGAGAUCCAUGGGCACGCUCGGUGCAGUCGAGUCGGCCGACGGGGAUGCUAUGGAACAGUGA
Molecule: messenger RNA, 1296 nt
Organism: Rhizoctonia solani
Lineage: Eukaryota; Fungi; Basidiomycota; Agaricomycetes; Cantharellales; Ceratobasidiaceae
Product: nucleoporin SEH1
Exons: 6
Coding region: 1-1296 (431 amino acids)
Biological process (GO): cellular response to amino acid starvation; positive regulation of TORC1 signaling
Cellular component (GO): nuclear pore outer ring; Seh1-associated complex
Molecular function (GO): protein binding; structural molecule activity
Source: RefSeq, a predicted model, not a curated record